Trypanosoma brucei brucei TREU927 is the source of this 2181-nucleotide messenger RNA. Its product is annotated as 2,4-dienoyl-coa reductase-like protein. NCBI's taxonomy places the organism in Eukaryota, Euglenozoa, Kinetoplastea, Trypanosomatida, Trypanosomatidae. The record is from RefSeq and is a predicted model, not a curated record. Gene Ontology annotation, molecular function: oxidoreductase activity; FMN binding. The coding region runs from base 1 to 2181 and encodes 726 amino acids. The transcript has a single exon.
AUGCCGCUAGGGAUUGUUGCUGCUCCUGCAGCUCGCAAAGCCACUUCGCUCUUUUCACCGAUAGCUAUCGGGGCAAAUAACCGUGUUGUGUUACCCAACCGUUUCGUUAUGUUACCCAUGUACCUCAAUAUCGAACAGGAGCUUGACAUGUGGAGCGACGCUCACAUGGAUGCCAUGGGUACAUUUUUCGCAGAGCGCGCAAGGAAUGGUGCCAAGCUAAUCGUAUGUGGUGGAUUGGGUGUCUCCCGUCUCGGAAAGUGGCGGGUGGAUAGCAUGUCACUUGACACCCGUGACGCAGCAAAGGCCCUAUCGCGUGUGACGGAAGCCGUGCAUAAAGAGGGCGGACUUAUCCUUGCUCAGGCCCUUCACCCUGGCAGAGCGGCGCGUCGGCGAUGGUUUGUUUCUUCCACCUCCACGCCAUCUCCCGUCCAACCGUUUCCUCAGGCACAUCCGUGGCGCGUUCCGGGAAUGCUACUGGAGUACAUUGUGUCCGAGCAUGAGCGAUUUGCUCGGCUAGCGGAAGCAGCAGGUUUCGACGGUAUUGAAAUACCAGUCAGUGAGGGCGCCUUGUUACACAAUUUUCUCUCACCUGCCGUCAACGACAGGAAUGACCGCUUUGGUCGCUCACUUGAUGGGAGAAUAGAGCCCACGCUCCGGACCCUUGACGCGGUGCGCCGCUCUCUUUCGGACCCUGAGAAGUUUCUUCUCUCUGUACGGUUGUGCGUGCACGACCUGAAGGUGGGGGGAACCUCCAUGGCUGAGACCGUUGCGGUGGCUGAAGCGUUGGCGCGCUUUGGUGGUGUGGACAUGUUAAGCACCAGUGUCGGAAUGCACGACUCACCCGUGCAGACCAUGGCUUCGUACGUUCCGCAGGCCACGUUCGCUCGGUGCGUACAACACGUACGCGAACAACUGCAUUUACGUGGGGUAAUUCUUCCUGUCGUUGCCACACAUCGGGUGCAUUCCAUAGCUGUAGCAGAGCGAUUAUUGAAGGAUGGUGUAUGUGACCUUGUUGGUGUUGGGCGGCCGUUGCUUGCUGACCCGCAGAUGAUCCGAAAGGCAGAGGAAGGUCACACCGAGGAUAUCAUCCCCUGCAUUGCGUGUAAUCACUGUGUUAAUCGUCUGUACAAGCACCAGCGCAUGACGUGUGCGCUUAAUCCUUUCAGUGGUUAUGAACGGGAGCGCCGGUGCACUCCUGCGCUGUUCAAGAAAUCGAUAGCCGUUGUUGGUGCAGGUGCUGCGGGUGUUACGUGUGCACUCACGUUAUGGCGCCGUGGUCACGAUGUUACACUUUUUGAAAAGUCGAAUUACGUUGGCGGGCAACUUAACCUCGCGAAGGUGGUCCCUGGUAAGGAGUCCUACCAGGAGAUUUUGGAAUACUGGACCAGACAGCUACGGGAGUCGGCCAUUAAUGUAAGACUUGGCGCGGAGUUCACCCGGGAAGAGAUGGCUCGAAAUCACCAAUUUUUUCACGCUGUAGUACUUUGCUGCGGAAGCGUGCCACGUCCCGCUACAUCUCACCAGCUUCCCGGAACAUCUGAAAGCCGCCUCGUUGUGCCUUUCGAAAAGAUUCUUAAUGGUAGUGUCCGCGCGGGUCGGCGCGUUGUUAUUAUUGGAAAUGGUGCGAUUUCGCAUGAUGUGGCCUCGUAUUUGCUCCACGACCCGCGUGUGUCACGGAGCAUUCACGAGUACUGCGACGAAUGGGGUGUUAACCUCGACGAUGGCAGUCUUGACCCACAGGCUGCCUUCCGAGUGCCGCGUAACAACCGCGAUGUGGUGUUAUUUAAUAAAGCGGACAAGGAUGCUGAUCUUUCGCGGGGGAGGGGUUGGACGCAAAAGCUGUGGAUUCGAAACCACGGUGGUACUAUUAUCAAACAUGGCCUCGUCGAAAAUAUCGACGGAAACGGCGUUCACAUCUCUAUGGUGCCACCAGACAGUCGCAAAUUUUUCGUUGAGUGUGAUACCAUUGUUUGGGCGUAUGGGAUGUUGCCGAACAUCUCCGUGGGAACGUGGAUUUAUGAAUGGAUGAAGGAUGGUGCAAAAAAGCGAGGGGAAAUGAUUAGGGACUUCAGCAUAUACAAUGCGGGGUCGUGUCGUGAUAGUUACAGUGGCGAAGGACACGGAGAGCAGGACCUGCUGCAGGCCGUGCAUGAGGGGUAUGAAAUCGGUUACAAGAUUUGA